AUGGGUUGUUGUAAAUCAUUUUAAAAUGGUUGUUUUUAGUCUAAAUCUAUAGAAUAUCACACUAAUUCUAUUCUACAUAAAGAAUCAUCAGAACAAUUCUAAAAUGAGUUUAUUCAAAAUAUUAUAGAUCUAGACAUCAACAUCAAUCAAUAAAAAGUCAAUGAAGGCAAUUGUCUUAAAAAAUCUACAGUUUGCUCAAAAGAUUAAAUAGAAUCAGAAGUAAAAUAAGAAUAUAUGAAAACAAGUUCUAAGCAGUGGAAUAUUAAGUAAACUAUGUUUGUAAGAGUCAAUUCUAAUAAAAAUGUCAAUGAAUCCUAUUUAAUCAAAGAAAUGAUUGGACAAGGAGGUUUUGGUAAAGUCUACAAGGUUGUUCAUAAACAAACUGGUAAAAAGCAUCACGAUCUCUAUCUUAGGGAUGACUAGAGCAUUAAAAAUGAUAUUGAAAGAAAAAAUGAAAUAGGAAGAUUAAGAAAAAUUAUUAGAAGAAACAUCUAUAUUAAUGGAUAUUGAUCACCCAAAUAUUGUUAAAUUAUAUGAAAUCUUUUCUGAUACAUUUAGUUAUUAUUUGAUAAGCGAAUAUUGUGAUGGAGGAGAGUUAUUUGAAAAGAUUAAGCAUGUGUAAAUAUUAACUGAAAAAGAGAUUGCUAAUUACAUGAAAUAAAUUUUAUCAGCAGUUUCAUAUUGCCAUCAAAAAGGAAUAGUGCAUAGAGAUUUAAAACCAGAAAAUAUUUUGUUUGAUUAAAAAAAUAAAUAUGCAACAAUAAAAAUUAUAGACUUUGGUGCUAGUGCAAAGCUAUAAUAUUGUGAAAAACUUUAAAAAAGAAUUGGAACUGUACAUGAUAUUUAUAUUAUAGCCCUUCUAUGUUGCUCCAGAAGUACUUAAUGCUAAUUAUGAUGAAAAAUGUGAUAUCUGGUCUUUGGGAGUUAUACUUUAUAUUCUUCUAUGUGGCUAUCCUCCUUUUUUCGGUCCAAAUGAAUAGGAAGUGUUAUUGAAAGUUAAAAAAGGGGAAUAUUCUUUUGAUCCUUCUGAUUGGGGAAAAGUUUCUAAUUAGGGAAAAGAUUUAAUUAGAAGAAUGCUGCUUUAUGAUCCAACUCUUAGAAUUUCAGCUUCAGAUGCUCUUAAUCAUGAUUGGAUUUAAAAUAAUAAAUCUAAAGGAUAAAUUAAUAUUUAAACUCUAAAUAAGUUAAAAGAUUUUGAUUCAAAAAACAAAUUAAAAUAUGCUAUUUUAUAAUUUAUAACAGUUUAAGUAGUUACUACUUAAGAGAAGGAUGAUCUUCUUAAAAUAUUUUAAGACAUCGAUAAAAAUGGAGAUGGUACAGUGAGUAAAGAUGAAUUAUUUUAAGGUGAUUUUCUAAUAAAUAUAUUUUAGCUUAUCUAAAAAUCUAUAAAGGAGAUAAAUUAGCAGCAGAAACAGUAGUUGAAGAGUUAUUUCCAUAACUAGAUGCUAACUGUUCAGGAAAAGUUGAUUUUAGUGAGUUCAUAACUGCAUCUAUUAAUAAAGAAAAAUCUUUAAAUAGAAAAAAAAUAGAAUAAUCUUUUAAACUAUUUGAUUUAGAUGGUAAUGGAUUAAUUACCAAAUAAGAAAUAAAUGAGUUGUUUAAUGAUGAGAUUGAUGAAGAGAUGUGGUUAGAGAUUUUAGAUGAAUGCGAUUAAGAUAAAGAUGGAAUGGUAAAAUUAACAAUAAUUUAGAUAAAUUUAAACGAAUUCAUAAACUUGCUUGAAAAUAAAAUAUCUAAAAAAGGUUUAUUUUAAUAAUGA
Messenger RNA from Paramecium sonneborni, 1759 nucleotides. Lineage: Eukaryota; Ciliophora; Oligohymenophorea; Peniculida; Parameciidae. The record is from the annotation of a GenBank genome assembly.